AUGCCUUUCGAGAGCAAUUUCAUUGACUUGUCAUUGCGGUUAGUGCUGUCACCACCAGAUGCGCCUGGCGGCCACAGAUUGGGUGUGAAUGGCCUUGCUGUUGAUACCACAAGCUCAACUCUAUAUUCUGCUGGGCGAGAUGGCGUAAUAUGUGCCUGGGAUUUGAAUCUCAACCUCCGGACACGUAAUGACCUACACGAUUUCACACAAAAUAAUACACCCUCCCGUUCCUCUACCACUACCUCGUUCAGAAGCCAAGUCCAAGCGCACACACAUUGGAUCAACGAUAUCAUCUUGACUCGGAAUAAUUCGACCCUCGUUUCCGCUUCUUCAGAUACCACAGUAAGGGCAUGGAGACCGGCAGCCGAUGACCAUGCGCCUGCCGUUAUUGGAAAGCAUACUGAUUACGUUAAAUGCCUUGCAACUCCGCAACCAGACGCUGACUGGGUUGCCUCUGGUAGCUUGGACCAUAAAAUAUACCUUUGGGAUAUAAAUGGCGGCGGGGAACGUUUAAAAAUCGAUGUUUCUGAAUAUGACAAGACACCUAAAGGCUCAGUGUAUGCUUUGAGCGCGAAAGGGUCUAUUUUAGCCAGUGGCGGCCCGGAUAGCAUUGUUCGAAUCUGGGAUUCUAAAACGGGGAAAUUAAUCACUAAAUUUGUCGGCCACACAGAUAACGUUAGGAGUAUCCUUCUUAACCGCGAUGCCGAUACAAUUUUGACAGCAUCAUCUGACCAAACCGUCAAAGUAUGGUCCAUGGCAGCUGGACGAUGUAUGCACACUCUUACCAUGCAUAACGAUAGUGUAUGGUCACUAUACUCGGACCACCCCCAAUUAUCUGUCUUUUAUUCAAGCGAUAGAUCUGGCCUCGUGGCGAAAACAGAUACCAGAAAUGCUCCAGAUAUUGAUCAGGGCAUUUGCGUCGCUGCCUUGCAGGAAAAUGAUGGCGUGUUCAAAGUUGUGGCCGCUGGGGGUCAUAUUUGGACAGCGACACCAAAAUCUAGUAUCCAUCGUUGGAGUGAUGUUGAUAUAACUGCGGAGAUUGAGGCGUCCGCACCGUCGCCACUCUGUCGACACACUCCAAGCGUGGCAUCCCCAACACCCUCGGAUGACAACAAAAUUGACCCGCUGUCUUCAAACCAGAAAAUCCCUGCCAGUUCUAUCCUGAUUUUGUCAAACGCUGCUACGUUCCCUAACCCUAUGCACCGUGAGGCUGAUGUUGUGAGCUUAUCCGUCUCUAGCUUACGAGCUCCCACUGAUAUUCUCUUGGAUGAGGGAAUAACUCUCGCAACCCCUCUUCAGUCAUUGCCUCAAGAGACAAUAGAAGGGCAGCAUGGCAUGAUAAAGCACAUCGCUCUGAAUGAUAGAAAAAGGGCGUUGACCCAAGAUACCGCUGGGGAUGUGGUGCUAUGGGAUUUACUUAGGUGUGUUCCUAUAAAGUUUUUCGGUAAACGCCAUCUGGAUGAUGUUGCAUCAGAAGUGAAUACUACUGAAACAAUUGCGAAUUGGUGUACUUUACAUACAAGAACCGGGAGACUGUCUGUAAUUCUGGAACAAAACAGAUGCUUCGAUGGGGAAAUAUACGUUGAUCAGGCCAAUCUCCCUGACACAGAUACCAAUGCAUAUCGAGAAGAUCAGAGAAUCAAUUUUGGGAAAUGGAUAUUGAGGUAUCUCUUUGAUGGAAUUGUCAAAGAAGAAGUCCGGCGGGAUGAGGUUUACAGACAAACCCUUAAAUUAAAAUAUGAACAGAAAGGAGAAUGUGACUAUGAUGUUUUGGAUAAUAUAGCGCUUCCAACAGUUGCGACACCCAGUUCGCCUGAGACACCAAUUCCUCCUAGCUCUCCUGGGAUGAAAGGGGCGGGAGCAACCCGCUCAGCUAUGGCUCCAGGUAUGUCAAUCGGCAUCGGUACACCAAACAUGACUUCGCCUUUCCCCGAAUUGCAUAAUUCUAGCAAUGGGCCUUUCACAAAUGACGGUGGUAAGGACCCCACGGGUUCUUCUGAUUAUUUCACCAAUGCGAUGAAACGCCCAUCAACGGAUGCAGCAGAUUCAACUGCAAAAUCCCGAUCCUCUGACGAACAGCCACCACCUGCUGCACCCAUAUCAGGCCCAUUAGAGCCAGAAAAGGAAGAGAGAUCAAAAAAAGGAACAACCCUCUUUGGCAAGAAAUUCCAAAUGACGUUCCCGAAGAAAUCUAAAACGUCUACGGAAACAAAACCAAUUGCGGAAGAGAAGACAGAAGAAUCGGAUAAAUCAUCUGAAAAGGAACGCCCAUUUGAUGACAAUUUUCGCGGAGUUAUCGACAGGAUACAUGCCGACUAUGAUGCUUAUUCGGCAGCAAAUCCUUGCAAAGAAAUAGAAACAUUGAUCACCCCUACACCAGAAAAUGAGGCACCAGUUUUGAAUAUUCCACCUCAUAUAGGUAUCCUUAUCCAAGAAGAAAAUCCAGAUUCAGCCGUUGCUGCAGACCUAUACAGGGGUACUGUUGGGACUGUCCGUCAAGAUAUUGAAAUAUUUGAGAAAGCUGCCCCUGCUUGGCUGGCUGACCUCCUACUUCGUAAUAUUGUCCCUUUUAAAGAGAUACCUAAAAUCGCAUUCUCCUUGAAACCAUAUCAGGAUUCUCUUCCAGAGGUUGUUAAACCUGAUACAGCCGCCCCAAAUAAUUCAUCUCGCCUCAAUGCAAAUCGAAUGCUCCGUGCGAAGAAAAUUCUUGCCUAUGUUGCAGAACGAAUUGAUCCGCAGAAUGCCGAAACUCCAAGUGAGGAUGCUCUAAAACCCGAGGAGUAUCUCGAACUAUACUGUCAGAAUACGCUUAUACCUAUGGAUAUGACCCUUGCCACCAUACGUACUCACCUAUGGAGAACAGGAAAUGAUAUGGUUCUUGUGUACAAGGCAAACGGAAAGCGAAAGAUUCCAGUUCCUGUAGAAGAUGGCGAGGCUAAGGAUAAGAAAGUCGGAGUUGAUCUCUCCAGCACCGAAACCACAGGGGCUGACCAGAGACCACAAGUGAAUGGAAAACACACUGACACAGAUGCAACUGGAGCGACGCUGGCUCAAUCACCACCUGAAUCGGACGUAGCGUCGUAG
Molecule: messenger RNA, 3084 nt
Organism: Trichophyton benhamiae CBS 112371
Lineage: Eukaryota; Fungi; Ascomycota; Eurotiomycetes; Onygenales; Arthrodermataceae
Exons: 7
Coding region: 1-3084 (1027 amino acids)
Biological process (GO): double-strand break repair via homologous recombination; protein deubiquitination
Molecular function (GO): ubiquitin binding
Source: RefSeq, a predicted model, not a curated record